GCCAAGAUAGCGUUCGCAAAACUUGUGUUUGUGGCUUAAAAUGUCUUUUUGACCACGCCGAUUUCAAAAUUUGGAUGAGUUUUUAUAUGGACGAGCCUCGUAGAAUUGUGCUUCAAAGAUCACAUCGAAAAUGCGUGAAAAAUUGAGCAGAUUUUGGAGGAGACCCAAGGCGUUUUGACCUAAUGGAAAAUAUAGCGACAUUCUGACAUUACCGCGUCAAGUUCGCUUGAUUUAAACAUUUAAAAUCGCAGUAUUUUUAAGUGAGUUUUUGAUUUUGCCGUGCAAGACGUACAAGGAGGAUGGCGUCCGGCCACAAGGCCGUUCCACCGAUGCCAGUUCUCACGCAUUUGACAGAAGAGGAAAGAAAUAUAAUACAAUCCGUCAUAGAGAGGCAGAAAGCUUGCGAUGCUGAAACUCACAAACUGCAAAGAACGCUCGCAAGAGAGGUGGAAACGUUUCAAAAUAAACUUGAGAUAAAGAGUAAAGAGUCGCCUGGAAAUGAACCCGAGAAAGAAGCGAAUUUGUGCGAGCUCUGUCACAAAACAAAAUUCGCAGAUGGGGUCGGGAAAGCAUGCAAGUAUUGUAAGCGUCGUGUGUGCAGCAAUUGCGGGGAUAAUGCGUCCUUUCCUACGAAAAAACAGGGAUUUUUAACUUCGCUUAUACAAGAUUUUAAACAACUCGCUCUUGGUCAAGAGUCGUCAUGGGUUUGUGUUAUUUGCAAGAAAAAACAAGAGUUGCUUCUCAAGACCGGGGGCUGGUUUAGUCCUGGUAACGACCCUGAGGAGGCGAAUCCAGCAGAGACAAUUGAAAGCCUUCUUCAUGACGGCGCUGGUCGUAGGCACUCUCUUCAGGAGAAUGGUCCAGUUAGGUUGAACAGCUCACUGGGAAAAUCGAACUCUUUCGAUCAACAUGACAGAGAAAGGGGUGCUUUUACCCCUAGGAGUCCCCGAGGAGCACAAGGUGUACGUAGGUUACCUGUGUCACCCCGCACUAACCCCCAAUCAUCGAACUAUAGCGGGUAUAAUGGCUAUGGUAACACGCGUACUGGUUUCAACGCUAGUCCUCGGCCGAGUCCUCGAACUCAUCCGUUAGCCACUCGGCCAUCGUUGUCGGACGAUGACGUAGAAAGCCCGCCUGGAAGCGAACACGGGGAUUUCUCGCGAGACUCUCACGUGGGCGCCACGAAAGCUACAAAUAAAAAAGUAAGCUUUCGAGAUGGACACGAUGAAUACAGACCUACGGGAUUGCGCGGGAACCGAGCUGAGAAUCCGGGAAGAGAUGAACUACUGGGGUCUGGGGCUGGUUCGUCAAUACGCUGGUCCAAACCUGACGAUGAUGGAAAAUGUUUAGGCGUGGUUCAACUAAAGCGAAACAAACAGAGAUCAUUUCAAGACAAUGAUCCGUACUCCGUUUAUGGCUUAAAAGUUGUUGGUGGCAAGAUCUCUGAUAACGAUAAGCCCGGAGCAUUCGUGACAGACGUAGACGAAGGGAGUUCUGCUGAUGUGGCUGGGUUGAUCCCAGGAGAUGAGAUCGUAGAGUGGAAUGAACAAUCUCUGGUUGACUGUACCUUUGAAGACGUCUUGGACGCCAUUUCUAAUUCCCAAGAAAGCCCAGAUCUUCACGUGGUUGUUUCAAGACCUAAAAACAAGGUUCCGUCGCAAGGUCAACUAACUGAAGAUACUUCACGCGUAAACAUGAAAAGCAACAAUCGAUUAAAACCAGACAUCAAUAACCAACCAUUUUGGCAAGAUUCUUCCAUGGGUCCUCAGUCGACAGGCAAAGAAAACCAGAGCCAAGCUUUAAGGGAACAAUACAAUCAAGCGUCAAACCACAAUAUCAGUGGAAGAAUACAGGUCAAGCUGCAUUAUGAUCAUGAAGCGGCAAAUUUGACCGUCACGAUAGUCUGUGCCGAGGGUCUUUCAACGCGUGGAGACACGAACCAACUUCCAAGCCCUUACAGCAAGGUGUACCUACUCCCUGAUCGCAGUAUGCAAAGCAAACGACGAACAAAAACAAUGACAAAAUCAGCGUCUCCAAGAUGGAGUCAGUCGUUCGUGUAUCCCUGUCGACCACAGAAGUUUCAUGGUCGGUCCAUUGAAAUAACCGUGUGGGAUUACAAGAAGUCUGGAGAGAGUGAAUUCCUUGGAGAGGUUCUUAUCGAUAUGGCGAACGCAAGUGUCGAUGGUAGCCCAGCAUGGUAUCCCCUAUCUGCCCAUGAUGACUCGUUAAGUCCCCUAGGACCCCCUACGCCCACACAACCCUCCUCCUCGGGGAUUAGUAAACCCAAUGACGGUGGAGAUGGGCCCAUGAUUUUGGUGAACAACGAUCGUGGUUUGUCUGAACAAAUGGCGCGUGAAAACGCUGCCAAGCAAUAUGGCGACCGUCCGGCACAAGAUGAUGCAUCAGUGUACAGUCCAAGAAUGAGUCGCACUAAGCAUCACCAGGAGACUCAAAACUCCGGGAGGUUAUCGCCGAGUGGGUCUUUAAUCUCUGGGCGCUCUUCUCCUGGGGCUAAAAAGUCAAGAACUUUGCCUGGUGUGCCUUCCAGUAACCACCCUUCAGAACCGCCCCGUCGUAACAGUGAUGGUAACCUUUCGAAUGAUCGUUCCCAAUCUUCGGCGAUGAAUAUUCCAACGCGUGCUAGCAACGCUUCGCAUCAGCCUUACGAUCAGCUUUCCACGUCUCUUCCGAACGGUCGAGGCUCACACGAACCCAGGCCGAACAUGUUACGAGAUAUGGAAAAUAGCAGUGGCUACCUCAAGAUAGGCAAACCACACCUGAAAGGGGAACUCGCGGGCGGGCCUCUUAGCGGCAGGUCAAGUCGGUCGUCGUCAUUGGCGAGUGAUAGAAGCCCGACCGGAAGUGUUGGUAGUAUCACGGGCUCAAUUACAAGCACAGAGAGCAGUCAAUCAGUGUUGCAGGGGAGAAAACAAAUCGCUGAUCAGAAUUUAGAAGAUUUUGUCGAAGGGCUGGGACCCGCACAAAUGGUUGGAAGGCAGGUUCUAGCCUCGCCUUGCAUGGGUGAUAUUCAACUGAGCUUUUAUGAUCGCAAAGGUGUCUUUGAAGUUGAAGUCAUUCGUGCGCGCGGUUUACUUCCGAAGCCUGGAUCGAAAAUCUUGCCAGCGCCGUAUGUAAAGGUUUAUCUCAUGGAAAAUGGUAAGUGUUUAGCAAAGAAGAAAACUCGGACUGCAAGACGAACACUGGAGCCACUUUAUCAACAACAGCUUGAGUUUCGAUGUGAAGUUACGACAAAAACCUUACAGGUCAUCGUAUGGGGUGAUUAUGGUCGUAUGGACCGGAAAGUAUUCAUGGGCGUGGUCCAAAUUCUUCUAUCUGACCUUAACCUCAGUAGCAUGACCUUUGGAUGGUAUAAACUCUUUUCGACUGCCUCCAUGUGUGAACCACCGAUCUUCACACCUCCUACUAGUCCCAUGGUAUCCCCCAGCCAAGGUUUUACGCGUCAGACAUCGUCCUCGUCUAUCCAUAGCCUUCCCGCACCACACCGCAGUCGACAACCUAACAUGCACAAACAUUCUUCCUUGAGUCAGCUGGGGAACACGCCGUCGCCACGUGGACAGCCACGUGUAAGUAGGCCAAGAAUAGAGAUGAUUGAGGACGAAGGGGAUUAUGUGUGAUCUCGACGGAUUCGGAGUGUUUUGCGGGGUUACACUGUGUCGCUGACGUCAGGAUAUGCCCAUGAGUGUGUAUCCAGUUUAGAAAUUUGGGGGGAUAAUCGACUACAUUCACAAACGGUAGAACGCUAAUUUAAGCCUGUGGAAGAGAAUUAGUUUUCACUGUAGUUAUGGGGAAGAAUUCUAAGAUUUUCUGAGCUUUUCUCUUUCAACUCAAAAUGGACAGACUCGCUCUUGUCAAGGACAAAAUUGUCGGGACUUAUUGGUUGUUGUUAAAAUAAUGUGUUCAGUUUUUAAUUGUACGUCCAUUCUUGAAAUAUCGAGAAUUUUCUGUGGCAAUAGUUUGUAGGUUGACUGCUUUGAGAUGAUAAGAGUAAGAUAUGAAAUCUAGUUUUUAAAACUGUAUCUUCACAGGCCGUGGUAGGGCGGUUAUAGCUUAGUAUACGUCUGAACAAAAUGGCCUUAUAUACCUGCGGGAAACAGAGGCAUGAUAUCGAGGCUGCAGACACACAAGAAAAGGCUGUUUUAUUAAAUAACUCGUGUUAACAGACAAGCUUAAUCCCAACAACAGCUUUUAUUUCUUGCUGUGUCCUCUGUUUUCACGACGAACAUAAACUCGAUACAAUGUAUUUUAGCACGCGGUUGGCAGAUUUCAAAACAUGCAUGCUUUAAUCUGCGAGGACACGUUCUGUUCGCCUUGUCAUGCACAGUUUAUGGAGUUGAAAUUUCCUAGACGUGCUUGUUUAGAUUUGGGUGUUGUAUAUGGUAGCGAUAUUUAUAGUGUAUAUUUAUAUUGUAUUCUAAAGCACAGAGAUUUAAUAUAUAGAUAUAGGUUAUUUAAUGGUAAUUAAUUGUACGCUUGUGUCAUUGCUGUUGUGUGUGAAGAAAUGCUUUUUGU
Messenger RNA from Dendronephthya gigantea, 4530 nucleotides. RefSeq names its product regulating synaptic membrane exocytosis protein 1-like. The record is from RefSeq and is a predicted model, not a curated record. The coding region runs from base 300 to 3635 and encodes 1111 amino acids. Gene Ontology annotation, biological process: regulation of membrane potential; intracellular protein transport; positive regulation of synaptic transmission. Gene Ontology annotation, cellular component: presynaptic membrane; cytoskeleton of presynaptic active zone. NCBI's taxonomy places the organism in Eukaryota, Metazoa, Cnidaria, Anthozoa, Malacalcyonacea, Nephtheidae. Gene Ontology annotation, molecular function: small GTPase binding; transmembrane transporter binding. The transcript is spliced from 18 exons.